This is a messenger RNA of Zootoca vivipara (common lizard), 1590 nucleotides long. NCBI's taxonomy places the organism in Eukaryota, Metazoa, Chordata, Lepidosauria, Squamata, Lacertidae. The record is from RefSeq and is a predicted model, not a curated record.
UCGUGCUCUGAGGCGUCCGCGAGAGAAGACCCAGCGCAGGUCCUCAGAGUCUCCUCUGACCUGUGUGCGCUCGGUUCGGCAAGGGUUAACAAGAGCUGAGCUGGAAUCCUAGAGAGGCCAGGAAGUGGGGGGUCCUAGGUCCUCCAGAGAGGAAGCCCCUCCCCCUUUGUCCUCUGCCAAGGCUGCCUCGGUGCCCCCUCCUAGGAUCCAGGUUUGCCAGCACUAAUUCGGACAGGAAGAACUUUGCAGACGACAAAAAGGGACUGAUCUCUUGGAAGCUUCCUAAAAGCAAAGAUGGAUGAGCAAGACUCAGCUGGACCUAAAGCAGAAAGAGGCCAGGCCACUGAAGAUGGGAGCACUGGGGGAAACUCUGUGCGGAAGAUCCUGGGUGAGGAGGACACCCUCCGCUCAGAUGUGCAGAGCCAGCAGCUCAGGCAGUUCUGCCACCAGGAGGCUGAAGGACCCCGUGAGGUUUGCAGCCGACUCUACCACCUUGUCUGUCAGUGGCUGAAGCCAGAAAGGCACACAAAAGCUGAGAUGCUGGACCUGGUGAUCUUGGAGCAGUUCCUGGCUGUCCUUCCACCCGAGAUGGAGAGCUGGGUGAGGGAAUGUGGAGCAGAGACCACUUCCCAGGCAGUGGCCCUGGCUGAAGGUUUCCUCCUGAGUCAGGCAGUGGAGAAAAAGCUGGCAGAGCAGCAGGUAAAGGAUCUGUUAGCAGAAAUGGGUCCUGAUUCCUCUGAGGCAGAGAGGACUCCAAUGGACACCAGAGAGAGGAUGAUGCUGACAAUACCUCCUCAUCCGUCUUUUCAUGGUGGCGAAGGGGAAGCAGCAGCUAUGGAAGCAGAUCAGGGUCCUGUGUGCUUUGAAGAUGUCGCUGUUCAUUUCACGGACAAGGAGUGGGCAUUGCUGGAUUCUGACCAGAGAGCUCUGCAUAAGGAGGUCAUGGAGGAGAAUCAUGGGAUCCUGGAUUCUCUGGGUAAAGCUCUCUGUUGGAUCAUAAUAUCUAUUUUGAAAUUCCAUACAUCUCUCCUUAGUGCCACUUACACCACCUGGAAAUCUAACGCUUCCAGAAAUCACUUUGAAUGAAGGGCUAUUCAUGGUGUUGCCUGCGAAUAUCCUUCAGAGUGGGCAGGGAGGUGGAAGUUGGUGACUCUCCCCCAUCGCGCAGGGAGGCGGUGUUUGUGGGGGGAGCCUGUGGGGGGGAAAAACUAUGCUGGGCAGGAUGACCUUCCCACCCCCUCGCCUCCCUUCCCUCCCCUCAUCCCAAGCCCGACCCCAGGCGAGAUCCAGGCGAAGCAUCGCUGGUGCCACAUUCCCGAGCGGGGGAUCGGGGUGCUCGCACUAUGCACAGGCUCCAGCCCACCCAUCUCAGCAUCCAGCAGCUACCGUAGGAGAGCAGCCAGGAACAGCCACCGCCACCGCCGCCUCAUCUACACACUCUGGUGCUGCUGCCAUGUCCUUGUUCCAUCGCACCAGGGACGCACAUGCUGUCCAAAGUGGAGACAAGCCCUGGGACUCGCCCGGGUGAACAGGGAGCAUGGGCAGAUGCCAGAAAACAUGGAGAGGGGAGAGCGAGCGAGCAAGCGAGAG